Molecule: messenger RNA, 2926 nt
Organism: Mizuhopecten yessoensis (Yesso scallop)
Lineage: Eukaryota; Metazoa; Mollusca; Bivalvia; Pectinida; Pectinidae
Product: annexin A7-like
Exons: 16
Coding region: 120-1865 (581 amino acids)
Cellular component (GO): cytoplasm
Molecular function (GO): calcium-dependent phospholipid binding; calcium ion binding
Source: RefSeq, a predicted model, not a curated record
CAAGAUCGAAAUCUGACAGAACUGUUUACCAGUCACUAAGGACAGCCUCACACGGUUGUUUCUGUAGAGUCUAGGGUUUAACAAUUGGUAAAUCAUUCGUGAAUACAGAUAGCUGAAGCAUGUCAAACUAUGGGAGUAACUAUGGUGGAAGCUAUGGUGGCGGUUAUGGCGGGGGUUAUGGGGGUGGAGGAGGGUAUCCCCCUCCCAGCAGUGGCCCUCCACCCCCACCAGGUGGUUACGGGGGAUACGGGGGUGGCUCUGCCUACAAUGUGAAUGGAUACGGAGGAUACGGAGGAGGAGGAGGAGGAUAUGGUGGUGGAUAUGCUGUAGGCUCUGCUCCUCCCCCUGGGGGACAAUAUGGUGGUGCUUAUGGUGGCGGAUACCAGAGUGGUGCGGUGGCUGGAUUUACUGUUCCUGCUGUACAGCAGUGCUCCAAUAUGUAUCAAGGAAUGAUGCCCCAGCAACAACAGAUGCCACAAACUGUCAACUAUGAUUCCUACAACAACAUGAUGUUACAACAACAGAUGCAGAUGCAGCAAAUGUUCCAGCAACAAGCCAAGGCAGAGAAGAAGACGAGAAGGAGAAGGGAGAGGCAAGAAGAACAAGGGGAGGAAGAAGAAGAAGAAGAGGAGCAGGAAGAGGAGGGGCUGUCUGAUGAGGUGAAGGCGCAUCUGAAAUCUGUGUACGUUACAGAAUGUAUGAAACGUCUGCAGCUGUCUGGAACAUUUGAUUUGACCUCUGGUACUGUGACGGGCUUACACGUGUAUCCAGACACUGACCCAGUCGUGGCAUACCACAAUAGUGAUGAUGAACAUGCUGAGGGAACAGAUAUUACUGGUCAAAAAUGGAGCUCGGAAUACGACUGUCUUUACCUCAGAUGGGCAAUGAAGGGUUUAGGCACAAAUGAGCAAGCAAUCAUCGAUGUCGUUGCCACGAGAAACAACUCACAGAGACAGCAGCUCAAGGAAAAAUUCAAAACAGCCUUUGGCAGGGAUCUGAUUAAAGACAUCAACGGAGAGCUGAGUGGUAAUUUCCGUGGAGCUGUUCUCGGAUUGUUUGAGCCCCCCGCACGAUACGAUGCCUGGUCCAUCAAGGAGGCUAUUUAUGGCCCCGGGACAGACGAGCGUAGCUUGAUUGAGAUCAUGAUGACUAGGACCAAUGCUCAGAUAAAGGAGAUGCGAGAAUGUUAUGGAGAGGUUGUCAGUCCAAGCCGCAAGGUGACAAAAAACAAGAUUGAGGAUGACAUUAGGGAUGAUACUUCUGGGGACUUCAAGCAUCUCCUCAUCUCAGUAGCCCAGGGAGGAAGAGAUGAGAUAACUGUAGAGCAGCUUAAUGAUGGUGUAGUAGAGAUUGAGCGUGAUGGGGUAGGCACUGGACUCUUCCAAGUGGACUUCAAAGAGCUAGCUGAUAUGGAUCAAGCCAAAAGAGAUGCCACAAAACUGUUUAAGGCAGGAGAGGACAAAUGGGGCACUGAUGAGGAAACUUUUAUCAGGAUAUUUGCAACCCGAGACCCAUAUCAGCUUCGCGCUACCUGGGAUGAAUAUGUCAAGCUCACUCAACGAGACAUUUUAAACUCUGUUGAUCGGGAAACAUCUGGAAACUUUAAGAAGGCACUGUGCACCAUUGUGGCUAGUAUUCGUUGCCGACCGAUGUUCUUUGCUGACCGUUUGGUGGAAUGCAUGAAAGGACUGGGAACCAAUGAUGACGAUCUAAUUCGUAUCAUUGUGUCCAGAUCUGAGAUUGACAUGGUACAGAUAAAGGAAUGUUUCCUCCAAAAGACCAAACAAACACUGUGGAACUGGCUGAAGAAUGACUGCAGUGGCGACUACAAGAGACUCCUUCAGCUUAUUGUUGGGAAAAACUAAGGGACACAACUCUAGUAGAACUAAAUAUUCCUGAUGAAUUAUCAGUGCUUAUGGAUACGUGACAAAAUCCGUUUUGUCAACUGUUAGAGAUUUUUUUAUUCAAAAUGAAGUCAUUGGAUAUCUUGUUCUGCCUUCAUAGGAAAGUUCUUCACUAUUCUCUAUUCAAAACACAGCGAUGGGAAAACAAUAUUUGCAUGCAGCAAUAUAUUUAAAUACCCUUCAUCCAUGCUGAUUUUUAAGUAGUAAAAUAUAAAAAUAUUGACAGACGUUUGUGAUGCACCCGUAUAAGUGUUUAAGUAAAAUUUGUAGACACUGCAGAACCUGUAUAUGUAUUUAUCACAUUUUACAUGUAAUAACAAACCUUGAGAUACUUUAAAUUUUGAUAUAACACCCUCGUUUCCUAUCCUUUCUUUUUAUCACCUUGUAUUUCCCUUUAUACACUUCCUGCAAUAUAUUAUUUUACUGUAUAAACCCACCUAGCGCCUCUUCAUGGAAAAUGCUGACUUAUUUUAAAAUAUGAUAUCAAAAUUAUGGUAAUACCUGUACAAAUGACCACCUUUACGUACACCCAUUGCUGUUGUACCUAUUUUCUGAGAAGUUAGAUUAAAGUCCUUCCGGAUUUGUCUUUGUAUGUGGUAGAGUGAUAGAAUUUUGAAUAGAUAGAAUGAGUAGCAGUGCUAGAAGACAAUUUUGUUUAAAAGAAAGCUAUUCUACCAUCUUGAUUUUACAAUUCUUACAUUUGUUAUAAUGUUUUAUCUUAUAAUACUGCAUUGUUGUCUUGUAAAUAAUUAUUCGUGCUUUUGCAUAUAAAUACCAGCAUCAUAUUUCCAUCCAGGUGAAUUCUUGUGUGUUUGGAACUUGUUACUUUGCAGGGUCCGAUUGUUCAAACUCAGAUUCAGUAACUUGACAAGUUGUUAAUUACAAAUCAUAUCAUAUUCUUGUCUUUAGAUGAUUGCUUUGAAUCCUGAUACACACAUCGUUAGUUUUGAAUCUCAAUAUUAAUUAAAAUUUGCUGGUUUGAAAUCUUCCAUUAAUUGUGGUGGGGGGUUUUCUUUUGAAAA